This is a messenger RNA of Symbiodinium natans, 921 nucleotides long. NCBI's taxonomy places the organism in Eukaryota, Dinophyceae, Suessiales, Symbiodiniaceae. The record is from the annotation of a GenBank genome assembly.
AUGCCAUGGACUCCACUCCCGCGAGAGCUGAAGGUGCACUGUUUGCGGCUGCUGCAUGCCAGUGAUGUGUUAGCUUGCAGCGGAUCUUGCCGCGUGGACUUUGCCGCUGUUGAUGCUGAGGAGCUGUGGGCACUCCUAUUCCAGCGGGAUUGGCGGUGGCUUUGUGCUGAUGGACCGUGCAACUUCACGCCUUCCAGGCAAAGCCACCGAAGACUUGCAGAGAAGGUUGGCAGCAGCCGAGCUGCCUUCGUGGUCCUUGGUGGUUGUGUCCGAAGAGAUGAUGGGGGACGCCAUGCCGAUGGAGUGGUUCUGUCGGUGCUGUCUGCAGAUGACACGAAGGCCCCACGCUGGCGGUCAUACAGUGGGCUGCCGAUGGCAAGCCGAUGCGCGGCAGGCAUUUGCUGCAAGGGCGGUGCCGAAGUGUCAGGCCGGCUCCUGGUGGCCGGCGGCUUCGACUUCUCGGAGGAGCAAGCCUCGGCUUCCUGUGAGUCCAUUGACAUUGCCGACCUGCUGGCUGAACGCCCAGCUGUGCAGGCGUGCCCUUCCUUGCUGCAUCCCAGAGCUUGCCCAGGUCUUGCUGCGGCAUCCGAGGCUGUGCUUGCAGUGGGUGGUGGAAGCAGCAUGUUCACUGCAGCAGAGGCUUUCCGCAGCGUGGAGGUGCUCUGCACGGCUGCGACGAAGUGGCAGUAUGGACCAUCUUUGCAAAGGCCCCGCUGUGCAGCCGGGGUUUGUGUCACCUCCAUGGGACACGCCUAUGCGAUCAGCGGCUAUGCAGGCAACGACUGCUACGAGGAGUCCGUGGAGUGGGCGGACCUCGCGAGCUCGGAGGGGCUUCUCCGCGGCUGGUUUGCUGGCGCGAGCAGGCUGCGCAGCUUGCUUUGGUCCAGACGGAUGCGUCUGGGUCCUGGGUGGCGGCUGUGA